AUGAACGCAUCUGCCGAAGACGACAGGCCCAGCCAGGGCAAGAAACACACGCUCAAUCGAAUCGAGGAGAGAGCCGUCCGGUGCCUACUAUUUCUGAGCGCUUUGGUCUUUUAUGCCCUCGCCACAGCUCUCACCAUCUUUCUAUGCGCCGGUACAUGGUCAAAGUCGGGGUUGAGAUCGCCGAAAGCCAUCAAGAAUAGCGAGUCUCACCUAGUUACUAUGAGGCCCGACCCUACGAUAGCCUCUUCGAAACCCGCGCUCAUAACCUACAUUGUCUUCAUGAUAUUUACCGUGUGCGUUUGGUUAUGGAAUUUCCUCGUCCGCAUGAUCAAGCACGCCCUCGAUCGGUAUCGCAUCAUGGCUGCGUCGCAUACUCUGGCGGCGGCAGCCUUGCUCGCCGCCUCGACCCUGACGAUGAUGGCGGCCUGCGUGGCGGCUGGUAUGCUCACUAAAUACGAGAGCGUCUUCAACUAUCACAGCGUCGGCAAUCCAAAAUUGGUCAUUACGUGGGUUGCCUCCGUAAGCCAUCUGCUCGCGGAAACGGCGUACGUGACCUCGGUGGUCAAUGGUCAACGACUGCGGAAGCCAGAGCUAUACCCAUCGGAGCCGGAGCCGGAGCCGAGACGUCUAGAAGAAUUCGUUCGCGCAGGCGCUCGGGCGAGGCGCGCAGAAGCAACCCGCUCUCGCGUGGGUUGCAUUCGCGAAGAGCACCAGUCAAAAGAUGCCUAUGCAGACCGCAGGUUGCCGUCGUACUCGAGAGUCGAUCCGUACGCGCUGCGUGCAUCCGUCAGAGGCGAAACGAAGCCAGACGAUGCGUCGGGCCCGCCCAUGGAAAUGAGAGAUUUGAGACCGGCUACGGGUAAUCAGUCUCGUGCGGAUAACUUGGAUGUGCCGGCGCCGGACUAUGAGCAGCAUCAAAUUGCUUCGGGUCGAGGUCCCUAA
Molecule: messenger RNA, 942 nt
Organism: Colletotrichum orchidophilum
Lineage: Eukaryota; Fungi; Ascomycota; Sordariomycetes; Glomerellales; Glomerellaceae
Exons: 3
Coding region: 1-942 (313 amino acids)
Source: RefSeq, a predicted model, not a curated record